GCUGUAUUUUGACUGUUUUUGACGAGGGAAUUUUGUAAAAUAGUUUUAUGAAAACUUACCUCCUGGGUUUCACAUUGUCCGCACGAGAUUUUGCUGUGUUCGGCACAACGAAGGACCCCUCCUGCGAAUGGUGUCAGUCGCCUUGACCCUCUGCACCCAGGGCCUGCCCCGUUCUUCCUCAAGUUACUGUAUCCUGCGUUAAUUAUUAAUAUUCACCAUAAAUUUUUAGUCUAACCUUUAUAGCUGAAAUCCUGGUUAAUAUACCUGGCAUCUUGAAGGCCAUUAUAUUAGCACAGAUAGUGGUUGUAGGAUUCUACGUCUGUAUUCUUACUGAUAAGUGUCACAUUUUCACCUGGGUUUAUACGGGUUAAAUUUCCAAAAAUGAACAGCAAAAAGGCACGCCUCCUGCCGGCCCUAUAGUUUCACUUUCUUGAGUAGGCUACCUGGUAGUUUCGUGUAAACAACUGAACUGAUUGAAAGGCUCCGGCUGGCUAUCUUCUCCGUGCAGACACGCAGCAUGCAGGACAUUCGGAAGAGGAAGGUUCCUUUGACAGCAACGCUGAUGUCGGAUCCAGACUACAUUUUGCAGCAUGUCCAGCAGGAGAACCUGAUCACACGGCGGGAGUACACCAACAUUCGUAGCGUUCAGCGGUCCAGCGAGGGCAGAGUCAUCGAUCUGCUGGACAAGGUGAUGGACAAGGGAGAGGAGACCUGCCGUCGUUUUUUGUCCCUCCUACAGCAGCCUGAAGUCCAGGAUACCUUCCCGCCUCUGAAAAAACUUUGUUCAGGGGAAUUUACAGACAACCCCAUCCAGGAAACACAGAAUGCAGCGCUCAGUGAAUACAGGAUGUCUAGUCUGCCACGCGGCCACUGCCUGAUCUUCAAUAAUCAGCACUUUGAAACAGAGAGCCUUAAGGAGCGCAAGGGAUCCUACCAAGAUGCUGAGGAUCUGAAGAAGGUGUUCAGCUGGCUGGGGUUCAGUGUGCACGUGCUGCAGGACCAGCCGGUGCAGGAGAUGCGCAGCCAGCUGCAGCAGUUCAGCCGUGUGGAACACAGCGACUGCUUCGUGUGCUGCGUGCUCAGCCACGGGGCGGAGCAGGGCAUUUACGGCCGCGACGGGGCGCUCCUCCGGAUUCAGGACGUCCUCUCCCCCUUCAACGGGGCCAACUGCCCCUCACUGGCCAACAAGCCCAAGGUCUUCUUCAUCCAGGCCUGCCAGGGGAAGAGGGUGCAGGAGGCGGUGACGGUCCAUGCCGACUGCCCCGGGGGGGCCACAGACCCGGGGACGGAUGCCGGCGCAACUCAUGGCUACACCCUUCCUGUGGAUUCCGACUUCCUCGUCGGCAUGGCCACCGUUCCGGAAUGCGUCUCUAUCAGACACAGCGUCAGUGGCAGCUGGUACAUCCAGGCCCUCUGCCAAGAGCUGAGACAGGGCUGUGCCAGGCGUGAGGACAUCCUGACCAUCCUCACCAGAGUCAACGAGGAAGUGAGCAGGAGAGAGGGGGACCUGUGCAGCCAGUACGGCCCACAGCUGGCCAAGCAGAUGCCUGACCCCAGAUUCACCCUGAGGAAGAGGCUGGUCUUCCCUGUUCCCAGCAUCUCCAGUCCCACAUUCUGAUUGGGAUAUGGCUGUUCCUCACACACACACUCAGACCGGGAUAUGGCUGUUCCUCACACACACACUCAGACCGGGACAUGGCUGUUCCUCUCACACGCACUCCGACCAGGAUAUGGCUGUUCUUCACACAUGCACUCUGACCAGGACAUGGCUGUUCCUCACGCACACACUGACCAGGAUAUGGCUGUUCCUCACACACACACUCCGACCGGGAUAUGGCUGUUCCUCACACAUACUGUGACCCCUCGUCUUAGAACAAAGCAUUAUGCACUUGUCCCUCUUCCCUUUUAUGCAAAGAAAAACAAUUUUCUAAGUUUUGUAUUUUAUGACAUUUUUAUAUUUCAUCUGUGUAGUUGUGUAGAAAAAUUUAUCACUUUUAAGUUUUAAGAACACUUUGUACCAAUGUAAGGGAAAAACAAUGUGGGCAUUAAAAUCUUUUUCAUUUUAAGAUGAGUUGUGUGAUAUUGGAAGGUGGAGGAUGAACACUAAUUGGUGUGUGAAGGCUGAAGGUGAGCACUGAUUGGUAGGUGAAGGCUGAAGGUGAGCACUGAUUGGUGGGUGAAGGCUGAAGGAGAGCACUGAUUGGUGUGUGAAGGCUGAAGGAGAGCACUGAUUGGUGUGUGAAGGCUGAAGGUGAGCACUGAUUGGUGAGUGAAGGCUGAAGGUGAGCACUGAUUGGUGUGUGAAGGCUGAAGGUGAGCACUGAUUGUUGGGUGAAGGCUGAAGGUGAGCACUGAUUGGUGGGUGAAGGCUGAAGGAGAGCACUGAUUGGUGGGUGAAGGCUGAAGGAGAGCACUGAUUGGUGUGUGAUUUGAAAGCAGCUCAGGCAAUCCUGACAAGGCAAUGGUAUGAAUUUCUUCAGUGCAGGCUCUCUCUCUCCAUCCUGGUGGGAUGGUCAUGUUAUGCCAUCGCUGUCAUGGAUAAAGUGGAUGCAAGAUAAGAGGCUCACCGUCCUCCAAAAUAAUGGUAAUGACUCUGAGUGGGCCUGUCCCAACAAGGCGCCUUUAAAUUUCAUACUUGUCACAUCAAUAUAACAUCACAGUUCACAGAACUGGAGUAGCUAAUGUCAGUAUGAUCUAAUUUGCACACCAUGCAAGAGUUUGGUAACCUGUAGGUAUAGUAACUAGUCAUAGGGAGUUCACAAACUAAAAAUGAAUGAUGGUGAGUCUGCUAAAAUGAACACACAGAAGCAUUUUUUAUAAGCUAUAUCAGCACCAUGUGUAUUUGUAUUAGGUUAAGAAAGGAAUAGCAAAAACAUGCAUCAAUUUUGUGUAUUCCAGUUUCUCAGUCAAAUACAGUCAAUGCUCACUUUUCAAUCACGGAACUAUUCCAUAUCAAACACAAGUGG
Anguilla anguilla (European eel) is the source of this 2966-nucleotide messenger RNA. It is a transcript of the gene casp20, whose product is annotated as caspase 20, apoptosis-related cysteine peptidase. Bases 518 to 1618 code for a protein of 366 amino acids. Gene Ontology annotation, biological process: regulation of apoptotic process; proteolysis; apoptotic process. NCBI's taxonomy places the organism in Eukaryota, Metazoa, Chordata, Actinopteri, Anguilliformes, Anguillidae. Gene Ontology annotation, cellular component: cytoplasm. Gene Ontology annotation, molecular function: death effector domain binding. The transcript has 6 exons. The record is from RefSeq and is a predicted model, not a curated record.